GGUCUCUCACACACAACCAUCUGCAACAAUUUAUACAGAAUAUUUUAACUUCGUUUGUUCUCUCUGCCCACUUUCUGGAAGGAAACGGCAUGUCAUUACCAUUUUGGCAAAAAGAAGUACCGUGAGGCGAGGGGAGGGACUUACAACACCACACCCUCCACCCCUCCCCGCUGAGCGGGCUCGAGUAGGAAUCGCAGCCGGCAGCCCGCGCCUAGGCCCCGGGCUCUGGCCGUCAGCCGUUCACAGCGCUUGGCAAGAGUGGGAGGGGUUUCGAAAGAGAAGGACAGGAACAGUCCACUACACCCCUCCGCAUUGAAAGAGCAGCCGAAUGAGAUACGUUGAUCCAAGAGAUUAGAGACUGAAAGGUUUCAGGAGAAAAUAAGUUUACCACGGGAGCAAUAAAUAAGUAAAACCAUGGAGGGAAGGAAUGAGGCUUCAGGUCCUUCUAGGGGGAAGGAAAAGUCCGGUAAAAUGAAGAAAAGCCUGGAGGAAGGAGAAAAGAAAACCAAAUUUACUUUUAAGAAGCUGAUUCCUGAUGAGCUGGAACGGUUCACCAGCAUAAGGAAGAAGGAGAAGCCGUAUGUUCAAGCAAAACACCCAUCGACACCAAUUUAUGAAGAUCAUCUUUCUGCACUGACUUUGCUGUCUGACCGCGAGGUGCUGGAUCUAUUUGAGCAGAUGUUGCUUGACAUGAAUUUGAAUGAAGAAAAGCAACAGCCAUUGAGAAACAAGGAUAUGAUGAUAAAAAGAGAAAUGGUUUCACAGUAUCUUCACACCUCCAAAGCGGGACAAAGUCAGAAAGAAAGCUCCAGAUCACCAGUGAUGUACAUCCAAGAAUUGAAGUCAGGAAUACGAGAUAAUCAGCUGCUAAGUUGUUUGGAAUCUUUGCGUGUUUCUCUCAGCAAUAACCCAGUGAGUUGGGUGCAGAACUUUGGAACAGAUGGGCUAGCGACACUGUUGAAUAUAUUGAAAUCAUUGCAGGAUGAGCCGGAACCUUUAAGUCUGAACCCGAAAAUUCAACAUGAAAUUAUUAGAUGCCUCAAAGCUUUUAUGAACAAUACGAAUGGGAUAAAGAUGAUGUUGAAUUCAGAAGAUGGCAUUCUACUCUUGGUCAAAGCUGUAGAUCUUAAUGCUCCAGCUAUGAUGAUUGAUGCUGCCAAGCUGCUGUCUGCCAUCUGUGUCCUGCCAGGACCUGAGAAUAUGCAUGAAAAAGUACUCGAAGCAGUGACAGAGAGAGCAGAGCAGAAAGAAUGUGAAAGGUUCAAACCACUGUUGGAUGGAUUGAAGAUCGAACAGAGCAUACCACUAAAGGUGGCAUGCAUGCAGUUUGUUAAUGCCCUCAUCAUUCCUGCAGAUGAACUUGAUUUCAGGAUUCACUUGCGGAGUGAGUUCAUGCGUUUGGGCCUCAAUUGGAUAUUACCGGAAUUAAGGAAAAUUGGAACUGAAGAACUUAAUGUGCAACUUUCUGUGUUUGAUGAACAUGCAGAGGAAGAUUCAGAAGAUUUAAAAAGCCGUCUGGAAGAUAUUCGAAUAGAAAUGGAAGAUGUGAAUGAAGUCUUCCAGAUGCUGCUGAACACUGUGAAGGACUCCAAAGCAGAACAAUACUUCCUAUCAAUCCUUCAACACUUGCUUCUUAUACGCAAUGAUUAUCAAGCCAGGCCACAGUAUUACAAGCUUUUAGACGAAUGUGUUUCUCAGGUAGUUCUACAGAAAAAUGGAUCUGACCCAGACUUCAAAUGCAGAAAAGUCUCUCUGGAUGUGGAGCAUUUAGUAGACAACUUGAUCGACAAAACCAAAGUACAAAUCAGCGAAACCAAAGCCGCAGAAUUGGAAAAAAAGCUUGAUUCGGAGUUGACAACUCGACAUGAACUGCAAGUGGAAAUGAGGAAAAAGGAAGCAGAUUUUGAAGUGAAGCUCUCAGAACUUCAAACAAAGCAUCAGGUGCUAGAAACAAGUAAAACUGAGGUGGAGACUGAAUAUAAGAAACUGCUGAAUGAGCAUACCCGACUAAAGGAUGAGAACACACAAUUAUCUAAAGACUUGGAAGAUACAAAGACAAAGCUGGCCAACAUUCCAAAAGUGUUACCCCCACAACCAGAUCAGGUUAACAGGCCGUUACCCCCACCAGCACCUCCAUUACCAGGCCAGCCAGGAAUUCCUCCUCCACCACUGCUACCAGGGCAAGGCGGGCCACCACCACCUCCUCCUCCUCCUCCACCACCUCCAUUACCAGGACAAGGUGGGCCGCCGCCGCCGCCUCCUCCACCUCCACCGUUACCUGGACAAGGUGGGCCACCUCCCCCACCUCCAUUACCAGGACAAGGUGGGCCACCUCCCCCACCUCCAUUACCGGGACAAGGUGGGCCACCUCCCCCACCUCCACUACCAGGACAAGGUGGGCCUCCUCCCCCACCACCUCCACCUGGGUUUUCUGGAAUGCCGCCUCCACCACCUGGGCUGUUUGGUGCUCCUGUUGUUGCAGCUGCUCCCGUUUUACCAUUUGGACUGUCAGCCAAAAAAGAAUACAAACCAGAAGUUCAACUCAAAAGGCCUAACUGGCCAAAAAUUAUGCUGAAGGAUAUGAACGAAAAAUGUUUCUGGGUCAAGGUAAAAGAAGACAAAUAUGAAAGUAAAGAGCUGUUUGCAAAACUCACCCUCACAUUCUCAGCACAGACCAAGGCUAAGAAGGAACAACAAGACAUGGAUGAUAAGAAAACAGCACAGAAGAAGAAAGUUAAGGAGCUAAAGGUGUUGGAUGGUAAAGCAGCUCAGAAUCUAUCUAUCUUCUUGGGUUCCUUCCGUUUGUCGUACGAUCAAAUCAAAAAAGCAAUUCUUGAAGUGGAUGAAAAGAUUCUGACUGAAUCAUUGAUCCAGAACCUCAUUAAGCAACUUCCCCAGCAGGAGCAGUUGAGUGCCUUAGCAGACCUGAAGGAUGAAUACGAUGACCUCUCGGAACCAGAGCAGUUUGGCGUAACUAUCAGUUCUGUGACCCAUCUGAGACCUCGAAUGAAUGCAAUACUAUUUCUGCUCCAGUUUGAAGAGCAGGUGAAUAACAUUAAACCAGACAUCGUAUCAGUGAAGGCAGCCUGUGAAGAAGUCAGGAGCAGUGAUAAUUUUUCCAAAUUAAUGGAAAUCGUCUUGUUGGUGGGAAACUUUAUGAAUGCAGGAUCACGGAAUGCUGGAGCAUUUGGAUUCAGCAUCAGCUUCCUUUGUAAAUUAAAAGAUACAAAAUCCACAGAUCAGAAGAUGACACUCAUGCACUUUAUAGCAGAAAUGUGUGAAGAACAGUACCCUGAAAUUAUUCACUUCACAGAAGAGCUAAACCAUGUGGAAAAAGCAAGCCGAGUUUCUGCAGAAAUGUUACAGAAGAACCUAGAACAAAUGGGGAAACAGAUUGCCAGUUUGGAAAAAGACAUCAGCACGUUCCCACCAGCCAAUAACGAUCAAGACAAGUUUGUAGACAAAAUGACCAGUUUUGUACAGGUUGCAAGGGAGCAGUUUGAAAAACUAUCUGAAAUGCAUAAAACCAUGGAGGAGGAUUUUGUAGACCUUGGACAAUACUUUGUCUUUGACACCAAAAAAAUAUCUGUUGAGGAGUUUUUUGGUGAUCUUAGUAACUUCAAGACUAUGUUUUUGCAAUCGGUAAUGGAGAACAAGAAACGGAAAGAAGCUGAAGAGAAAAUCAAAAGAGCCAAACUAGCCAAAGAGAAGGCAGAAAAGGAGCGACUAGAAAAACAGAAGAAGAAUGCAGCAUUUGACAUGAAUGCGAAGGGUGAUGAGACCGGUGUAAUGGAUAGUCUAAUGGAGGCACUUGAAUCAGGAGCUGCCUUCAGGAGAAAGAGAGGUCCACGGCAAGCUGCUAAUCGAAGAGGCAAUGCUAUGACCUCUGUUCUUGCCAAAGAACUUACCAAGGACGAUGCCAUCAGUCAGACUGUAAGUAAGAAACAGAAAGUAGAUAAUGAAGCUAAAAAAGUCACAACACCGAUGGAACAAGACGAGAUGUUGGAGAGCAUUCUUACACGCUCCAAUUAAACCCAUAGGAAAAUGCCUGGAAUUUAAUAUCCUGUGCCAUAAAUUCAUCGAUUUUGGUUUGAUGUUUUUGAAAUAAUCUCAGUGUGUUAUAGUUGGAUUUUUUGGGACUAAUUUAAUCUCACCUGCACAUGGUGUCUCUAGCCAGACUAUGGUGCAGGUGGCUUCUUGUACAUUUAAAAUGGGGCAGUGCGGCUGAUACUUGAAUGCGUAAUACUGUUCUCUUAUAUAAAUUUUUGGCAAUGCUGCAGUGCAGAUUUUGUCUCGUGUAGAUGACCCGCUCAUAUUUUGGGUGCCUUUACUUAUUUUCAAGUUUUAAGCACAUCUGUUGAUUCUCAUCUUUGGUGAGUUUUAUGUCAAACUCACGAGUUAUUGAGAUAAAAAUAAACUUGUUUGCACAUCAGCCUCAUAGGCCACUUAAAAUAAAUCAGUAGGUGUUUCAAAUCACAUUUAUUCUUAAUAGUGUUGUAAAAUAUUUGAUUGGAGAUGGAGAGGAAACAUUCUUAUUGUAUCACAGAUUGCACAUGACUAUUAAUAGACAUGUGGUAUAAGAGCUGACAAUAAAUAGCAAGCCGCUAUAGUACAGAAGCACUUGACCCAUCCUUUUUAAACAUCAAUGUGCAGCAUUGAGAGACACAUACAGUAUAAAAACAAAGUGUUGAUUAUUUUAUGAACUAUAAAGCCAAAAGUUUAAAAUAAAUAGUAAUGAUAGUCAUUAUGUUAUGAAGUUUGAGAGGCAGAAAUUCCACUGUGCUUAUGCCAUUUUUAAUACUAUAGCCUCUUUGCUACACAGCUGAAUUUUUUUCUUUCUCUCCUGCCCUGUCCACUGCAAUAUUGGUGCAGUGACUCUGAAGCUCAGAAAUUGGAAAGUACUCCAGCAUUUGCUUUUUCAGCUCCACUGCACUUAUGAUCUUGCACCUUACAGAGGUGGUUUCCACUCUGAUAAGGAUCACAUUUUGGAAUUUUCUGACGAAUUAACCAUUGCCAAAAUGGCAUAUAUUACUUUGAAAGCUGUAGUUAACUUAUUUUUUACUUAUUUUGAGCCCAUUCAUGAAUUAGUAUGGCAAACUGUGUUGCAUGAUUCCUAUCACCCUGUUCACAUGAAGCUUCCUAAACUUUGCUGGAUCAUUCCUGUCUGUUUGUUUUCUCUCUCAAUUCUAUUUCCAUUUCUAUUUUUAUGCCUUUGACAAAAUCCUAAAAAAAGUUCUGUUGCAACAGUUGGGUUGGUCUAACAUCCACGAUCAUCAUCUAUCAAUGCCCCUGGGGGGAGAAAACAAGAUUUCUUUUACCAAAUUACAUGAUUUGUUAUGUCGCUGUUGGAAAAUAUUUCCCCCUUAUUUCUAUUCUGUUCUGGUCCCCCAGUUUCUACUCUAAUCAUUGUUUCUGUAGGGUAAAAUAUAGUCUGUACAUGUUGGUACAUGUUUGUUGUUAAUAUUCAUGACAGUUCAUCUAGUUUAGCUGAGAAAAUGAUCAUUUAUGCAUUCAAGGUCCAUUCAAUUAAAUUUCCUUCCACGUACAACAUGUCAUAUCCACACUGCAGGAUGGGAAAUGAGGAAACAAUUCAAAACAAAGCUCUAUCACUUUCUCACAACUUGAAAUUAGAGAGAAAAUGAGAACUGGAGGAAAAUGCCCCCAGAUGUGCCUUCCAUUAAUUGACUAAAAUAUUACCAUUGUUCAUUCUAAAACCUUCGCAGUUAGGGUUGUGAGGUUUUAAAUCCUGACUAAGUAAAUGUUUGACCAUAAUACUUUCUCAACUACUAAUUUAUUUUAGGUGGCUCUGACUUAACAAUUCAGGUGAUAUACUGCUGUAUUCUUUCUGAUUGAUCCCUGCUGAGUCCCGUCAUCUGUACAAAGUGAUGGGAAUUGCCUUGGGGUUCAUAGGAUUUUACUGCUGUGUUUUGACAUGCUCUGGAGGAUAUGUGAACCUUUUCACACCUUGAUCAAUAGCUGUAACUUCUCUACCAGCUUUUUUGGGGGGUAGUUAGGAAUAUUUUUCCACUAAAUAGUUUUCUUUAAGCUUUGAAAAUAUCAAGUGAUUGGGGUGCAAUUUCACUUUUUCAAGUAUUUUUCUUACUACCUACAAGCAAAUCCGCACUUUACAGGUGAUUCUUUUUACAGAAUUUGUAUUUCAAAGAUUUAAAUUGUAUUUGACUAGUAGAACCUCUGUAUAGUUCACAACAUGUACACUUGAGGUGCUCUGAUGAAUGAAAAAUGGUUAAUUUGCUGAAGAAUUAUAUCACAAAAAGCAUCCACUAGUCCUUGACUUUCACUGGCAUCUGGUUAAUUCUCCCUUUUAAUUAUUUACUGCCUUCUGGAUUUGAGCAGUUCAUGCAACUAGAAUCCUUUCAACAUGUAAACCUGUCUCAACUUGUUGGAACAAAAUCCAUUCAGCUAUCAGAAAACUGCAAUUGCACUAAUUCAUGGCAAUCGAUAAAAUUGAAACAUUAUUUGAGUAAUUUUUUAAGAGAUUUGUAAAGAAUGUUUGAAAUCCUUAGUUGCAUAUUGUCAAAAUUAAACAUACAUCAAUCCUGACCAGGACUGUACGUCAACCUCUAAUAGUUUCCUCUAUUUGUCACAAGCAUCUUAAUGUACUGUCCCAGGUAGGUCUCAAUUUUCCAUUCAAAGCCAGUUUCUGAGCAGUAACAAAUCACUUGCCCUAGCACAGAAGUUGUUAGAUUAUGACGCUGUGAGUCAACUCUAAUUUGAGUGAUUUGAACUGUCCACCUAGUAAAAUCUACAAUACAGAAUUAGUUCAUGACUAAAUAACUGUGAAUGUUAAACGUCAGUCUAAUGUACCACUUGGGAUCAGGUGCAACUGGAAUUUCCUUCCUUCCUUCCUCUUAGAUCAGUUCUGUAUGCCAAGUGAUUUUGUUCAACCAAAGAAUAUUCAUUGUCCUGCAUUGUAAUAUAAUUGCAGUGUCACCAAUAUUGUGUCAUAACACUGGUUCUUCUGCUAGCCCAUGUCAAAACAUUCUUAGUUUUUAACAUAUGACUGCUCCUUGGCAUGAGCAUUUUCUAAAUUUUAUAUAAUGUCAUGAUUAUGGGUCGGUCAAGUAUACUGAACUAGAGCCGGUGUUGUUAUUUUGCCUUUCUUUUAUCUUUAUUAAUUCCAGCCAUUCCCCCUCUGCUGGUAGUGGGCUUUCAUCAUUGACGCUGUAAUGUGGAUUCUUGGUGCUUUAAUGUUCGGUGAAUGCACUGGAACUUGAAUGCAUUUAGGUCCAAGGGAAGUGCUUUUCCAUCCACCAUAAUUGUUACACUUAAGCAAUACUCCAGGUGUUUUUUUGGUAACUAGGGCCGUAGAGCUUAGACAUUCUUAAUGUGUAAAUGGUAGUAGGCUGGCCUCUAUGACUUUAGAAAGGACAUGGUUCAUUAAGGACCAGGCAAUUUGGGGUAAAGUUACAGGUGAUUUCAUUUCUUUUGGGAUGUGUGAGUUGUAUAAGAGAGUAAUUUGUUUGAAUUAUUUCAACUUCGCCCUGAAAGGCACUGCCCCUUGCUGGAAACAGUUCUCUGACAGGCUUUCCACCAUUUUCUAAAUUGUCAUUCUUUCCUACAUGUGACGAGGCAGUUGAUGACUAACUGCCAAUUAUUCACCCCUGGAGAGAAUCACGACUGAUCCAAUUCUUAAAGUCUCUAUGUACUGAACACUGGAUACUCCAGAGUUACAUUAAAAAGCUGCACUGAGUGAAGGAAAAGUCCUGCUGGAACAAUUCAUGAAUAUGUACUGUAAAUGUGGCUAUUGUUGACUUUAUAUAUUGAAAAUGCCAGAAUUCCCCUGAAACAAAUGCUAUUUUAAGCACUUUGAGGAUGACGAUGAUGAGGUAAUCAUAAGAAAAAGUGGUAUCAAAAUAAGGAUUCAUCCAAAUGAACUAACUAAGAUAUGAAAUGCAUGGAUUUUUGAGGAGGUGAUGUCAGACAUCUUUUUAUUCUACUGACUGCUUUAUGGAAGAUCUGAGAAAUACAUGUUCCAUUUAUAUAUGACUCUUGUAGGUUUACACAAUUACUGAGCCCUGUAUGUUGAUUAAAAUUGUCACCUAUUUCGAAUCAUGGGUAGGGUACCAUAGAGUAGUGCCACUACUAGAAUUAUUUCCUUUCGUUUUGAAUAUGUAAAGGCUGCAAAGGAAAAUACUAGGAAGUUGUAAAGUGAUUUAUUUUCUGCAAUUAUUUCAUAUAUGUAUAUUAUUUUGAUUAUACAUGUUCACAGUUUUGUUUGAGAAUAUGUCUACGUUAGUAAAAGUUGCUGGUCAGCUAGUUUUGAAUUUCUCUUGCCUGCCAUGCUAGUAUCCUGUUUAUUGCAAUGUUUUAAAUAUAGGAUCCCCACGAUAACAUCUGUUGUUUUCCUGGUCUCUACAUUUUCUUCAAUGCUGGAAUCUUGACCAUGGAAAGAGUACCUCUGCAAAACGGUUGGCAGCAAACUCAUGUAACACUUAAAGGUAUAAAUUUGGGAACAAAUGUCCCAAGUGACCUUGACCCAUAUAACUCACCAAUACUGAGAGGAGCUGAACUCCUGAGUUAGACUCCUACAUACUAGAACUCUUAAUUUCUCUCCUCCAACUCUCAUCAUUUGCCCUACUGCUUUAUGCAUCUUCAAAUAAAUAAAGAAAUAUGUAAUAAAUAAUUUAGAUAUUUUUAGAGUUAUGGAUGGCAUUAUAUAAGGGUCACGUGUUGUGGCUUGAUGGUGUAGUGAUGUAUGCUGCUUCAGAAGGAUUUUCUGCAAGUCACUGCUGGAAUAGAACUAUAUCAGAGAAUGAAUGUAAUUUUUACAAUAAUUCUACUGUAGAGUGACUGUUUAUAUCCAUAAUUUGUAAGUAAGUCCAAUUGGAAAGCAAUUCCAUCGGGUUUACCAGGCAUCAUGUAACAUGAGUGUAAGUGAGGAAUGUCCUGUAUGCUACUACUAAUACCUGCCCAGGGAUAACCUGUCAAAAUUGUUAUUCAUUCAGUGUUGCGUUAUUCAGAAAAAUGUUAUUAAAUGUUGUCAAACCACUGUUGAUUUUUAUUAGAUUGUUUUCUAUGUGCAGUCAGGAAGUUGCCUUCACAAUUAAUUAGCUACACUGGAGGAUCGAAUGCAAGAAAAUUCCAGAAUAUUGUGCUGUUUUCCUUAGUAAUAACGAUGGUUUGUUUUAUUUUACUGUAACAAUGUCACUGGAGCUGUAAGGGCUAAAUUAGUAUUAUUUAUCCUCCGCAAAGUCAAUGAAACUGUAAAAUACACAAAAAUCAGCAUCACUUUUAUAGGUUCUCUCUCUCUCAACAGCAUUUGAAUGUGAUGAAAUAUGUGUUCUAAUUGUUUGGAGUAAAAAAAACUAUGGCCUGAGGUAUUUAAAGCUUGUGACUAUUAAGCCAUUUCAUCUCAUUUCAUAGUGCAGGCACCAAGAAUCUAAAUGGGCCGAAGCUGAGACUUUUAAAUUUAAGGAAUAUUCUGAAAAUAAUGAAAUAUGCUUUCUUUUCCAGGAAUUUUCUUUUUUCAUACAAAUUUGUUUCUUGCUUUGAUAUCUAAUUGUAUCAGAUUUCUGAUUUGAAUUGUAAAUAAUAAAAAAUAUUUUAUCAAA
Molecule: messenger RNA, 9572 nt
Organism: Stegostoma tigrinum
Lineage: Eukaryota; Metazoa; Chordata; Chondrichthyes; Orectolobiformes; Stegostomatidae
Product: protein diaphanous homolog 1-like
Exons: 27
Coding region: 415-4032 (1205 amino acids)
Biological process (GO): actin cytoskeleton organization; actin filament polymerization
Cellular component (GO): cytoplasm; actin filament
Molecular function (GO): actin binding; microtubule binding; small GTPase binding
Source: RefSeq, a predicted model, not a curated record